AUGCUUUCUUUCACGGAUAUUGUAAUCGGCUCGGCCUUCCUGGCCGUUGCCCAUGGCCACGCUGCCAUUCUCGGUGCUCAGGGAGACGCCGGCUCACCUGCUAGUGUCGGGUUCCUGGUCGACCCGAACAUUGCCCGUAACUGCACGACGAUCAACCCCUGCCAGCAGGACGCCACGAUCAUUCGCGAUGCCGAGAUCAACAACAACGUCGUCAACGAGUGCGGACGCACUGAGAUUGCUGGCAACAUCGACAUUGGCGAGAAUACCGAAAACGCCCUGGCAGCGAACCAGGUCACGCAGGUUAAGGCGGGCGGCACGGUCACAGUCACUAUCCACCAGGUCAACGCCGACGGUGCUGGUCCCUUCUCAUGUGAUUUGGAUCAGACGAGCAACUCGCUCGCCGGCACCGGCCAGAUUCCUCUCGAGGUCACCAACAAUGUUCCCGGCACCAACGGUUUCUCCCAGGCAAAGGCUCAGCAGUUCAACGUCACUGUCAAGAUGCCCGCUGACAUGAAGUGCACUGGAGCCUCUACCGGAAACGUCUGCACUGUCCGCUGCCGUAACAACGCCGUCGCCGGACCAUUUGGUGGCUGCUUCCCCGUCCAGCAGACCGAUGUCACUCCUACUCAGAACACUCCCCAGAACAUUCAGACCGCCGCCAAGUUGAAGGGUGUUCUCUCGCAGGUUCAGCAGGAUAUUCAGGACUUCCCCGCCGCCGCUGCCGCCAACCAAAAGGACGGAACCCCCGAACAGCUGGCCGCCACUGACGCCGCCAAUAAGGUCUUGGGCGCUCCCCCCGUCACCGUCAAGGAGUUCCCCGUCGAGAACACCGGCCCCAGCCAGACCGGAGGCAACACCGCUGCUGCUCCCCCUGCCGCUGACCCCAACGCCGGCAACGCCAACGCUGGCAACGGUAACGCAAACACUGGAAACAACGGUGGUAACGCCGGCAAUGCCGGAAACGCCGGUGGCAACGGACGUGCACGCGGCAAGGGCCGGGCUGGCAAGCGUGGCAGAGCCGCCAAGCGUGAGGAGAGCGGAUCCCUUCGAUGGGCCAAGCGCUACGUCGUGCCCGGUGCCGACUUCCAGCCUGAGGUCAUGCCAUGA
Molecule: messenger RNA, 1107 nt
Organism: Colletotrichum paranaense
Lineage: Eukaryota; Fungi; Ascomycota; Sordariomycetes; Glomerellales; Glomerellaceae
Exons: 3
Coding region: 1-1107 (368 amino acids)
Source: RefSeq, a predicted model, not a curated record